Molecule: messenger RNA, 1499 nt
Organism: Leucoraja erinaceus (little skate)
Lineage: Eukaryota; Metazoa; Chordata; Chondrichthyes; Rajiformes; Rajidae
Gene: vstm4a
Product: V-set and transmembrane domain containing 4a
Exons: 9
Coding region: 433-1479 (348 amino acids)
Source: RefSeq, a predicted model, not a curated record
CCCUCCCCUUGCAAACCCACUGCCACAGACACUUUGAAGGCAGGCUUGAGCAGGCUCCCCUGCCGCUGGCAGCUCCACGCUGUGCCACUCACUGCAAAGUUUUGUUUUGAAACUUCAGGCAACUUUUUCUUUCACAGCCGAACCCUGGAGUUUCUCCGUUCUCCGUCCGCCUUCCUGCAGCUGGGCGUUUUUCAUCUGUGCCAGAUGUGGCGAGAGUUCGCUUCCAGCCGGCCCGUUCUCUUUAAAAGCGUCAACUGAGUGAGGUCGCCUGUAUGUGGAACUAGAGGUGGGGUGGGGGCUACAUUGGUGGAGAGAGGAUUGUGUGUGUGGGUGCGUGGAGAAUGAAGGGCAGACAUCCCAGGCAUCGCCGACCUACUACAUAACAUGUCAGACACUAGCUCGCUGGGUUUAAGCGGCUGGCUUCUAUGAAGCAUGCAGUCUCUGGGACUAGUGCUGGUGUUGGCACAUCUCCUUGCGGCAGAUUUCUGUGUGGCCUUGAGUGUGGUUGUCACGCCGAGGCCGGUGGUGGAGUUCUCCGAGGGUCAGCGAGGGAGUCUAUUCUGUCGUGUCUCUCAACAAAAAUGGAGAAACAGUUACCUGUCCCUGGUGUGGCUGCUGUCAAACCCCCAGCACACCAGUCAACGGAUCCUGAGACUGAAUCGGACAGGACACGUGCAAACCUUUCGCAACUGCAGGGAGGGCCACUGUGAGCUUCAGUUCUUCCAGCAAGGAGCGGCCAAGGUUUAUGUAUUGAUCAUCAACGAGUUUCGCGAUACUGACGAAGGGCAUUACAGAUGUAAGGUCCAGGAAAUCGCAAACCUAAAUAGGAAGUGGCUGUCGAUAUCGAACGGAGACAAUGCCACAGAGGUGAAAGUACGCCUGCCACAGACCACGACAAUGUUGGCCCCUCCGAGCACCACCCAAACCUGGACAGUCUUUGAAGAUUCUAUUCAGGAAACUUCCACUCUGCCGAUUGCCAGAAAACCGAAAGAAGAAUGGAAAAUAUUUGAAGUUUCAGAUCUGUAUCUUUACGUGACAAUGGUCUGCUCCGUCGGAAUCCUCUCCGUGACCCUCUUUGCUGCCGUUCUCUUCUGUCAGAUUCUCUGGAACAGGAAGAAGAGGAGAGCAAGAAAAUACUUGACAAAAGGGCCCAGCAGCAGUUCGGGAGCGAUGAUGCCGGUUGCUGGAAGCUCCUCCAUUUUCCAAAACAAAUCCAGGAUGAAAAAGUUUGCAGCCUGUGAUGCACCUCCGCCAGUGCCAAUGAAAAUACCAACUAGAGAGGCGUCAGCCAAGAGAAAGUUCUUGAAGAAGCACGAUACCAAAUCCAUUCUGCCACGGAUAGUGGAGGACAGCCUGACCUACGCUGAGCUUGAACUGAUGCCCACACAACCCAGCGCCCCACCUGUGCCCAGCUCCCCCGACCCCCAGAGACCCAACACCGUCUACGCCAAGAUCUUCUUUGCAAAAACCCAAAGUUAAUAAACUCCUUGUGGCACAGU